AUGGAAGUCGGUUUGAAGAAAUUCGAGGAGACCGAGAUCUUUGAUUUUGGGCGACCCAUUUACAACGCGCUCAAGAGCACUCUCCAGCAUCCAGCCGAACCAAAGGUGAUUGGCGCCAAACUUGCCAAAGACAUCACAUCCAUCUGUGAAGCAGGAAUCGAGAACGUUGCCGACGUUAUUCCAUACGUAUGGACGGUAAUCAUUCAGAUGUCCCGCCACGUUUCACCGGAUCACCCAUGGCAAGACUGUUUGGUCCAAGCAGUAGACAAUCUUCGCCAGCAAGAAGGCGCUGUUCCUGGCAUGAAAGGCGGACUGUGGAAAGAUCUUCCCUAUCUUUCCUUGCGCAUGAGAGAACUCUGGAAUGACCCAACUGAGAUUAAUGACGAAGAGUUUUCUGAAGAACUGAUCGAUGACUUCGUUCAGUGGAAGAAUCAGAACUCGUUCGCUGCCCGCCUUACGGGUCCGUCGUUUGCUCCGUGGAUGACUUUCCCCAUCUGGCAACUCCGUGACGCACUCGAACAGCAGCCGGCGAAAGGUCCGCUGCAGGAAUGCCGAGUUUGGGUGGCAUGCGAGUGGAUACUCCGCCGCGCAGAACUAAUCUUCGAGGUUAUGACCUCGGGUGAUGGUCCGGACGAUGCGCUCAAGACAGGUCCGCUCUGUGGCGAAGGUAUUCCUCAGCUCAGCAUCGAACGAUGGGACUUCUGGAAGAAACGACUCGGCGAGAUUGCCGCCGACGCCGAGAACCUGAAGCUCGAACGUCCUAUCCUCGGUCGAAUCUCCGACACCAUCGAGAGAAUGGAAGCUGUUCAGAAGUAG
Annulohypoxylon maeteangense is the source of this 816-nucleotide messenger RNA. RefSeq lists its product as uncharacterized. The transcript is spliced from 3 exons. NCBI's taxonomy places the organism in Eukaryota, Fungi, Ascomycota, Sordariomycetes, Xylariales, Hypoxylaceae. The record is from RefSeq and is a predicted model, not a curated record. The coding region runs from base 1 to 816 and encodes 271 amino acids.